AUGGGAGCUGCUUAUGGCGAUUUCCCCUUCCAUAUGAAUCUUAUCACCUCAUUUGUAUACGGAUGCAACAAACACAGAAAGAAUCUACUUGACAUAUUGUCUCCAUUUUAUGCACACGAAAAUUUAGCUUAUCCUUUUAUUCCAAACUUUUAUUCAGCUGUCUUGAUAUCAUGCUACGACGCAACAAUACAUGACAGCGCUGCGAUUCCUUCUAUCAUUUACAUAUUUUCUAUUUUCAUUAUUCUUUCAAAUAUCACAUUUCGACUUUCAAAGAGUGAAGCAGCUUGUUGCGUCGCACCAUACUUAUUCAUAUUUACAGGCGGUUUAGGUUUCACUCAAUAUUUCUACAGAGAAAUCAGAAAAGAAUGGAAUAUUGAUUUUGUUCAUUACUGGGGAAAGGGCAGAGAAGAAUUUUGGUUCCAGACGAUUGUUCACAUUCUUUUACCACAACGCGCUUCCCUGUUUUCGAUCCCUCUCGCUUGGGGAGCGAUUUCAAUUUUGAUGAGUACCUUAAACAACCAGAAUUACUCACAAUUCAUAGCAGUAGCGCUCAUAGUUGGUAUUCUACCGCAAGUUCAUCCGCAUUCCAUCAUUGCUUUAAUGGAAUGGGGCUCAUGUUUUGGAUUAAUUCAACUAAUUCGCGUAAAAAAGUCAAAAGUAUGCAAAUUGGUUGGAUGCUAUUUCGUUCUUGGUAUUAUUGCUAUAAGUGUCGGAGUUCCUCAGUUCCUUCCUUAUUUCAAACGCGUAGAAUCGAAUAAUUUCAUGAAAUUGAUGCCAAUUGGACAAGAAAUUGGGCAAGCAAGCCAAUUAAAGUUAUGGUGGUAUGCAUUAGGAGCUUUCUUUGUACUGAGUGUUGUUCAUGUUCCAAUAUCUUUAGAUUCAGAAAAAUUAUCUUAUUAUAUACCAUCUCUUUUCGUAUUUUUACUCAGCAACUAUCUUGUUUAUCAGCCAUGGGCUUUAGAUAACACAAAAGUCUUUAAUGCUGCCUAUAUACCUUUGGCUUGUGCUGGAAUUGCAUAUUAUAUGGUGUCACUUUUCCGAUAUAAGAAUUUCGGAAAAAUUAUUUCUAUCGUUCUUUUUAUUUUCUGCAUUGCCAGUGGAUUAAUAUCAGUUAUCUUAUGCUUCCAGUAUUCCCAUAAGCUAUGGCCUGGUAGAGGCCUUGAAGAGUACACAGUUGCAAGAUUUAUCAUAAAGAACACGCCUUACGACUCUAUUUGGAUUUCUGAUUCAGACCACAGGAACCCUGUUGUAUGUCUUGCAGGAAGACAAGUUUUUUUGGGUUACAGAGGCUGGUUAGCAUCUCAUAAUCUUCCCGACCAGGAAAGAAUGGCAAUUAUUAGUCACUUAGAGAGAAACCCUGAAAACACGUAUGCAAUAGACAGAUUAAAUGUUUCUUACGUAAUAGUUAGAAAAGAAUUUGACGAAGUGACUUUCAAACCUCAGCCAAAUAGCGCUAAAUGGAAGCAAAUAUACAAAACUGCUUAUACUACAAUCUAUCAAAGAACUAAAUAA
Messenger RNA from Trichomonas vaginalis G3, 1512 nucleotides. RefSeq lists its product as uncharacterized. Bases 1 to 1512 code for a protein of 503 amino acids. Lineage: Eukaryota; Parabasalia; Trichomonadida; Trichomonadidae. The record is from RefSeq and is a predicted model, not a curated record. The transcript has a single exon.